GCAACUGCACAACCAGGAGGACAAGCAAGGGCAAGAGCAGSAACUCUUCCAACUACUCCAACCAAGAAACAACAAUACCUAAAACUUGCCCAGGGAAAGAGACCAAAGUGGCACCUAGGGAUUCGAUCACAGAGUAAACCCAAUGAUAUCAUGUCUGAAGUUUAUCGUGCCAUGGUUAUGCUUGGCUAUGAAUGGAAGUUAAUCAAUCCUUUUCACCUUCGAGUUUUGGGCAAAAAUAAAGUCUCUGGUAAAAUUACAAAAAUAAGYUUGCAGCUUUAUCAGGUUGAUCAUAAAAGUUACUUGUUGGAUUUCAAAAGCCUUGCAUCGCCAUCUACUGCUCAGGAACUGUCUAUUACUGGUGAAUCAUCACGYCGGUCUUCAGCUAAUUCCUCUUGUAGCAGUUUGAAAGACUAUGCAGGYCAUUCAAAUGAACAGGUUUUUUCRUSUWCAGUGGGUCAUCAUACUCUGGACUUUCUGGARAUGUGUUCGAAUCURAUCAUAGCUUUGGCUUGCUGARGAGGUUGUCUUUG
Exaiptasia diaphana is the source of this 530-nucleotide messenger RNA. RefSeq names its product 5'-AMP-activated protein kinase catalytic subunit alpha-2. The record is from RefSeq and is a predicted model, not a curated record. NCBI's taxonomy places the organism in Eukaryota, Metazoa, Cnidaria, Anthozoa, Actiniaria, Aiptasiidae.